AUGAUGGCAUCAACAAUACUUUCACUUUCUCAAGUUGGUAUUCAUGAGAAUAACGAUGAAAUACCUUUCGAUAAGCAAUCAUCGUUCUCUAAUCCACUGAGAAAUAAUCCUAUACCUCGACAUGCUCCAUCAAGGAAUACAAUUUCAUUUCGUAAUAUAAAACAUGAGAAAGGUAAUGGAUUUUUUUAUAAUUUCCGUGAAUUUUGGUGUGUACCUCCACUUAAACAUGAAGAAAAAUCAAGCCCAAUUCUUGAUAAUAUUUCGGGCAUUUUUAAACCAGGACUAAAUGCAAUUAUGGGUCCAAGUGGAUGUGGAAAAUCUUCAUUAAUUGAUGUUCUUGCUAAUCGAAAAACUCCUAAAAGUUUUUCUGGUGAAGUAUUUUUGGAUGGCCAGCAAAUAGAUAAGUCAUUUAAAUAUGUGUCUGGUUAUGUUGUUCAAGACGAUAUUCUCAUGGGUACUCUUACUGUAAAACAAAACAUAAUGUUCUCACUUAAUACUCGUCUUAGAACUAAGUUACCAGAGAGAGAACGUAGCAAGCUAAUCGACGAAGUUCUUAUAGCUCUACAUAUUAAACAUCUUGAAAACAAAACAGUAGGUACAGAGCUCACACGAGGUAUAUCAGGUGGCGAGCGAAAGCGAACAUGUAUUGCUAUGGAAUUGAUACUUAAACCGAAAGUAUUAUUUCUUGAUGAACCAACUACAGGACUUGAUGCAACAAUAGCACAAACGGUCAUGAGAAUUUUGAAGAGAGAGUGUCAAAGAGGAUGUACAAUUAUAUUUUCAAUUCAUCAACCACGUUAUUCAAUAUUCAAAUUAUUUGAUCGAAUAGUUUUGAUGUGUAAAGGAAAAAUUGUUUAUAAUGAUUCACCAAACAAUGUCGUACCUUAUUUCAAUAGACUAGGAUUUGAACGUGAUCCUCAUGAUAGUCCACCUGAUUUUCUUUUGGAUAUUCUCGUCGCAGCUAAUAGAGAUACCGCCGAAAGUAGAACAGCACUUAAUACUUUAGUUCGUCAGUAUCAGAGAACAAAAACAUUUCAACAAAUACCUUAUGAAAUCGAUCAUCAAAUACGAUUAGCAUUUUUUAAUACGACUAAUAAUAAAAAUCAAAAUAUUAAAAAAUCAUUUUUUGACGAAUUUCGUUAUAUAUCAAAACGAAUAUUGAUAAAUACAAAAAAACAUAAAAAAUUAGUUGUAGUUCAAAUAUUGGUAUCAAUAUUUAUUAGUUUAUUAAUUGGUCUUGUAUUUUUUAAUAUGCCUAAAACAGUUGAUCCAGGUAUACAACAUCGAUUAGGUGCUAUAUUUAUGAUUGUUUCAAGUAAAAUAUUAUCAACAGUAACAGCAAUUGAACCAUUAGUUAAAGAACGUGCUUUAUUUAUUCAUGAAUAUACCAGUGGAUAUUAUAGAAUUCCGGCAUUUUUUUUUACAAAAGUUAUUUCGGAUAUACUUCUAUUACGAAUCAUCCCAUCGAUAGUAUAUUCAAUAAUUGUUUAUUUUCUGACUGGAUUACAACGUACUGCAGAAAAAUUCUUUAUCUUUCUUUUUACUAUAUUCAUGUGUAGUUUAUUUGGAUCUGCAAUAUGUUUGUACUUUUCCGCACUUAUUCAUACAUUUUCUACUGCUUUAGUUAUUGUGAUACUUAUCUUCGUAAUAAUGAUGGUAUUUUCUGGUUUUAUAGUUGAUUUAUCUGGUGUAAAAGAUUGGGUAGCUUGGAUUAAAUGGUUGAGUGCUUUUCGAUAUGCAUCGAAUAUGUUAACAAUCAAUGAAUUUCGUGAUAUAACUUUUUGUUUGGCUAAUAUGACAUCGAUUUGUCCAACCAAUGGAACGGACAUAUUAAAAAGUAGAAAUAUCAAUUAUCAAACAGAUUGGGAUAGAUGGCAAAAUAUUCUAGCAUUAGCAGCGAUGGCUCUGAAACAAGCUAUGAAACAAUCAACGAUCGCCGUAUUUCUUGUUCUGUUUAUAUUCAUUGUAUGCAACUCAAUGUUGGUCGAUGCUCGUGGAUGUUGGGGAAGUGGAUGGGGUGGUUGCAAUGAUGGUGGAUGUAAUUCAGCAGGAGGUUAUUGUCAAAAUUUUGGGCGGCCACCAAACAAUGACUGUCGAUGUGUUGGUAUACGAAGUAGACAUCCACCUCGGCGACCUUUCGGACGGCCUGGAUAA
Adineta steineri is the source of this 2154-nucleotide messenger RNA. The record is from the annotation of a GenBank genome assembly. NCBI's taxonomy places the organism in Eukaryota, Metazoa, Rotifera, Eurotatoria, Adinetida, Adinetidae.